This is a messenger RNA of Rhododendron vialii, 1881 nucleotides long. Its product is annotated as transcription factor DIVARICATA-like. Lineage: Eukaryota; Viridiplantae; Streptophyta; Magnoliopsida; Ericales; Ericaceae. The record is from RefSeq and is a predicted model, not a curated record. The transcript is spliced from 2 exons. Gene Ontology annotation, molecular function: DNA binding. Bases 934 to 1698 code for a protein of 254 amino acids.
ACGAAGCUUUGCUCCAACUCUAAUUGGGCUCCCAACAAGUGGACGGUGAGAUUGGACUAAGGCCGUGUAAGUCAGUGCGAACAACUGAGUUAUAAAAAUAAAGGGGGAAACAAACAAUUACCAAUGAACAAUUAGAGCACCUUGAUCAACAACUUUAUUGUGAUUGGACUUUGAUGUCUCUCUUUCUAUUCCUAAUCCUCCUCUCUUUUGGGUUCAUUCACGACCACAAUGGAGAAGAGUACUACUAUUUCUGCUCCUGAAUUCUGAAGUUCCAUUAUAGCUGCUAUUUCCUCUCUAUUUCUUUGAGGUCUCAAGUCUCAAUGCAAAGCAAAGAGAGAGUUGAUAAAGACAGAGAAAAAAAAUCUACUUUCCCGCCUUUUCUCAGCUGGGUUUCGGUUCGUCUUUGGUUUUUAGACUUGUGGUGCAGUAAAAGUCUAAAUUCCGAAGCAAAUAGCUAGGAUAUACAAGUUCCUGCUUCUUUCGCAGCCGAUUCAGCAGAAUCAAUCUCUUUUUUCUCAACCGGGGGUGUCGGUUUAUCUUGAGUUUAAGAUUAGUUUUGCCAUAGAAAUCUCGCUUUCGAGCAUAUUUCUUUCAUCAUUAGUCCCUUGAAGUUCAGUUGAUAUUUGAUAACAUUUGCUUGUCACUUGAGUUAAUUCUUCAGUAGUUAUUGGCAGGCUCUAAGGUUUGUUUAUGUGUGAGUAGAAGAAUCUUUUCCUUUUUUCCCCAUUUUCUCCCCUCAGAUUUUCUUGAUUCCAGAAAGGUGGGUCCUUCCAAGGUUCUUCAACUUGAGCUAUUAAGAAAAAGAAAAAAGGUGUAUUCUGAUUCCCAGUAAAUGGUUCUGAAUUCAAUCCUUUUAUUCCCAUUGUAAAUCCUUGCUCCUUUUUCUGCACUAUUUCAAACGCUUGAAUCGAUAUAAAUUGUGUGAGUGUAUUAAUGAUUUCAGUCCCGAGGCAAGAAAGGGUGAUGGAAACUCUCAGUCCAUUUCCGUAUUUCUCGGACUGGAAUACGUUGAUGCAGGAGAGCAGAAUCACAAAAUGGACUAAAGAAGAGAACAAGAGAUUCGAGAGAGCUCUAGCUAUUUUCGAUGAGAAAACUCCUGACCGGUGGCUAAAAGUGGCGGCCAUGACCCCAGGAAAAUCGGUUGCUGAUGUGAUAAGGCAGUACAAGGAAUUGGAAGCAGAUGUUAGCGAUAUAGAAGCCGGUCUGGUUCCAGUUCCUGGGUACUUGACCUCGUCUUUCACGUUGGAGAUGGUGGAUGAUCACAGGUUUGACCCCUUUAGAAAGAGGGGCUUGGCGGGUCAGUGUUCGGAUCAGGAGAGGAAGAAAGGUGUCCCAUGGACAGAGGAGGAGCACAGGCGAUUUCUGAUGGGACUUCAAAAGCACGGAAAGGGAGACUGGAGGAACAUUUCCAGGAACUUUGUGACCUCCAAAACACCAACUCAAGUGGCAAGCCAUGCGCAGAAGUACUUCAUGAGGCAGAAUUCCGGCGUAAAAGACCAUAAGAGGCGUCCAAGCAUCCACGACAUCACAACCGUCCAUAUCAUGCAUGAACCUCCUUCACAAUCCAAUGAUGGAUCACUGAUGGUUUUCGGCUCAACUAAUGGUAAUCCUUUCCUGCAGAUGGGUGGAGAUCAUCAUGUUGAAACUAUCAGUUCAUUGUUUCAGAUCCAAUCCCCACUAUAUCGAUUCCAUGGAUGAGGGGAAAAGCUUUUGUAAUCAUCAAUGGUCACAGCUCAACUGAAGUUGAGUAGAAUUAGAAAUUACAUAGCUUGUGUCAAAAACUGUCAUUAGAAUGACAAACGAGUUGGUACUUCCAAUUUCUUUCUUGAAGUUCAUGUCAUGCUUAAUAUUUGAUGCGUUUCAAUUCUGCGUUCUAAACAA